GCUUAUUCUCCUGGGCGUUUGGGUGGUACUCUUCUACGUGUACGGGGUCUAUGGACGCUUCGCCAGGCGCUCCUCGCUGAUCCGCCAGGACAAGCUUGCGGCGCUGAACAGUGUGGCCACCGAGGCCCUGCAGAACGUCCGCACCCUUCGCGCCUUGGAAGGGGAGCAGUCCAUGGUGUCCAGGUACAGCCAUGAGUCGUGGAACCUCAUUUUCCUGGAACACCAGCGCGCGGCCGCGUAUGGGGUCUUCGCCGUCUUCUACAAUGGCCUCACUGAGGGAAUCAAGGCGGUGGCCCUCGGUGCAGGCGGCGUGCUCGUGGCCAGGGGCGGCCUCAGCCCAGAGCAGCUUACAGCGUCCAUGUUGUAUGUCGAUAACGUGGUGGGCUCUUCGCUCUCGGUGGGCGGCCAAUAUAGGCAGCUGAUGCAGGCCAUUGGCUCUUCCCGCAAGGUCUUCGAGUACGCGGAGAUGCCUCCGUCCCCGAGCGUGGAGCCGAGCAACGAGACUGCGCUGCAGAUCGUCCCCUCUGGCGAUUUCCGUGGCAGCGUCCUGUUCCGCAACGUGUCCUUCACCUAUGCCUCGCGGACCGAACCGGUUCUUCAAGGAUUCGACUUGGAGCUGACGCCGGGCAGCACCAUCGCGCUGGUGGGGCACUCGGGGUGCGGCAAGAGCACCGUGGCGGCACUGCUGCAGCGUUGGUACGAACCCGACCACGGCCGCAUCUUCCUGGACGGCCGGCCCAUCGAUGAGCUGGACCCCCGCUGGUUCCGGUCUCUCUUCGGAGUGGUGACGCAAGACCCGCGGCUCUUCAGCGCCACGGUCUGGGAGAACAUCGCGCUGGGCCUGGGAAAUGCCUUCGACUCCAGCGAGCUGCAGGAGCUCAUGGUGGAAGGCCUGGGUGUCCCCCGCAUGGACGUGGACACGGUCACCCAGCUGGUGCGACGCCAGGCGGCACAGGCAGCCGACGCUGAGAGCUUCAUCUCCCAGCUUCCACAUGGCUACGACACCUUCGUGGGCGACGUGCGCCUCAGCGGGGGCCAAAGGCAGCGCAUUGCGCUGGCGCGCGCCCUGGUUCGCAGGCCACGCAUCUUGAUCCUGGAUGAGGCCACCAGCGCUUUGGACAGCAGCACGGAGGCAGAAGUUCAGGUCAGCGUGAAUGCCUACCUGAAGCAGAGGUCAGCCUCCUGCUUGGUGAUCGCCCACCGCCUCAGCACGGUCCAGGACGCGGAUCAGAUCGUGGUCCUCGACAAGGGUCGCAUCGCGGAGAUGGGCAAACACCAGGCGCUGCUUCGGAAGCGGGGUCUCUACUCGCAGCUGGCCCGCAGCCGGUGAGGUGAGACUUCGCUGCGGGGGGCUGCAGAAUGCAGAGAAUUCGGGCGGUCGGUGCGGG
Molecule: messenger RNA, 1388 nt
Organism: Effrenium voratum
Lineage: Eukaryota; Dinophyceae; Suessiales; Symbiodiniaceae
Source: the annotation of a GenBank genome assembly